AUGAAGUGGAUGGCGAUGGCCUUGAUCAGCCUCCAGCUCUUGGAGGCAGCAGUGGUCAAAGUCUCCCUGAGGAAAUUAGAGUCCAUCUGUGAGCCCAUGAAGGAGAAGGGCUUACUGGGGAGUCUUGAGGACCCCAAGAAUGACCCUGCCCACAAGUACCACUCUGGCAACCUCGGUGUGGUCUUCAAGCCCCUGGCCUACCUGGAUAGUAUGUACCUUGGGGAAAUCAGCAUUGGGACCCCAUCGCAGAACUUCCUGGUCCUUUUUGAUACUGGUUCCUCCAUCCUGUGGGUGCCCUCCGUCCAGUGCCAGAGCCGGGCCUGUGCCAGUCACCCCCGCUUCAACCCCAACAUGUCCUCGACUUACUCCAGCAAUGGGCAGAUCUUCUCUGCGCAGCAUGGCAGCGGCAGCCUCAGUGGAGUCUACGGCUAUGACACUGUCCAGGUCCAGAGCAUCCAGGUCUCCAACUAGCAGUUCAGCCUGAGUGAGCAUGAGCCGAGUCCCUAGUUCCUCUAGGUCAGGUUUGAUGGCAUCAUGGGCUUGGCCUACCGGGCCCUGGCAGAGGGCAGGAGCAUCACAGCCCUGCAGGGCAGGCUGCAGGCAGGCCUCCUCUCCAGCCAAGUCUUCAGCUUCUACCUGGGCAGGUAAGAAACUGCACAGGGAGCAGUUCUCAUAUUCAGAGGGAUAGACCACAGCCUGCACAAGGGACCAAUCUACUGGGCCCCAGUCACCCAGGAGCACUACUGGCAGAUUGGCAUUGAGGAGUUCCUCAUUGGCGGCUGUGCCACCAGCUGGUGCUCCCAGGGCUGCCAGGCCAUUGUGGACACAGGCACAUCUCUGCUCACUGUACCCCAGCAGAACCUGGGUGCCCUUCUGCAGGCCACAGGGGCCCAGGCGGACCAAUACAGACAGUUUAUCAUGGACUGUAACAACGUCCAGAACCUGCCCACCUUGACCUUCCUCAUCAGUCGUGUCCGUCUCUCCCUGCCAUACCACUCCUUCCUCUUCACAGAAAAUGGCAUUUGUGCCCUGGGUGUCCAGGCCACCUACCUGCCCUCCAGCAGUGGCCAGCCCCUGUGGAUUCUUGGGGUUGUCUUCCUCAGGUCUUACUACUCCAUCUUUGACAUUGGCAACAACAGGGUGGGCUGCGCCACUGCCGCCUAG
Messenger RNA from Nyctereutes procyonoides (raccoon dog), 1164 nucleotides. RefSeq names its product progastricsin (gene PGC). Gene Ontology annotation, biological process: proteolysis. The record is from RefSeq and is a predicted model, not a curated record. Gene Ontology annotation, molecular function: aspartic-type endopeptidase activity. NCBI's taxonomy places the organism in Eukaryota, Metazoa, Chordata, Mammalia, Carnivora, Canidae.